GUAAUAGCCACUUCUGUAAUUAAUUGACGAACUGAUAUAAAAAGCAUCUUUAAUGCGCCUUAAUGUGUGAAUACAGCACAUACAUAAUGUAGUUUAUCAUAUACGAAUGAAUGUGAAUAGUGGUUAAUAAGUCUCUAUCCUAUAAAUAAGGCUUGAACAUUGUGAAAAUGGCACAUGUUGCGACGUUUAUAUGUUAAUAUGUAUGUUUAGAUGCUAUAGUUGCACUUAUAGUAUACAUUUCAUGUUAUUCCCGCAUGCUGUUGCUCUUCACUAGCAGAUGCAAAUCAUGAUCUCACUCAAGAUCGAUUGUUGGAUGACCAGUUGUAUACAAGUUACUUGUGAAUUGCAUUGAUAUUCUCUGUGUUAUCGGAUAUAGCAAUUCUUUUGUUUCGGUGGAUUAUUGUGUUAUGAUUACAGAACUAUCAACAAGUGAUGACUUCAAAUCGGACAUAAGGUCAGCAAAGGGAUCGUCUAAUAUGUUUCAAUAGUGGUAGGAGUCGUUUAAAUGAUUAACUCACAGCUGUAACAUAUAGACAUUAACGAAAAUGGCAGAGGAAAAGAAAGCAGAGACGACUAAUGGUAAUUGUAGCAAGCUUUUGUACAAGUUAUUCAGCACAGAAUCGUGCAAACCUCAUGAAUUGGGUGUUAAAAUCGCAGAAUCUAUUGGAAAAUAUAAAGAUAAGACUCUUCCAAUAGAUUUGGUUCUUAGGUUGGUAUGGGACCAUGCUGAUUAUUAUGCAUGGACACAGAUCAUUCUACCAAUCACUUUGAUUUUCUUCACUUUUGGGCUACUCGUUAUAGUUGUAGCUGCAGUCCUUGAGUAUGGCACGCGGUAUACCUAUUUCAUUAACUGGUUAUUAUGGAUUACGGAAUACUACUAUGUAUACGUCUCAAUAAUACUAGAUUUCUAUCGAGACCUUUGCUCUUGUACUAAAGACAUUAUCCGGGAUAUCGUAAAAUUUAUACUUAACCGUGUAUGCCAAUACCAAUCACUCCGUGGCAGUUUGAAGCAAUAUAUCCGUUGAACAAGUAUUAAAGCAAUCCUAUGUCAAUCAUGCUUAUGAAGACCAGAUACAUUAUAUCAUGUCUGAUAGCAACACUCUCAGCAUAGCCAAAAGUAUUGAUUGUCAAUAAAUGGCGUUAAAGAGAUAAAUGCAUUUGUUGCUGCUUCGAGAACUAAAUAUUGGAUCUUUAGUUGCAAAAAAACUAGGGUCAUAAAAUACUC
Molecule: messenger RNA, 1225 nt
Organism: Babesia bovis T2Bo
Lineage: Eukaryota; Apicomplexa; Aconoidasida; Piroplasmida; Babesiidae
Product: putative integral membrane protein
Exons: 1
Coding region: 546-1025 (159 amino acids)
Source: RefSeq, a predicted model, not a curated record